AUGGUCAAAUUACUGAAAGUACCAAACACUCCCGAAGAUUUCAAUAACAUUGUUUCUUAUCUUCAGUCUGGCGUCUUUGCAUCGAAAUACAACACUUCAACAAAAAGAGGGAAUUUGCAGAAGCUGACAGACGAAAACUCUCAACCAGUCAAGAAACGAUUAAUUCCAACUUAUGACAAGGAAUUACGAGAAGCUCUUAUAGAGAAAUUCCAUGUCAGUACCUCUCAUUCGAAUACCAUAAAACAUACACUAUGCUAUACGAGAAACACAUCGGAAUUGCCCUACUUGUAUCCGAAAUGUAUCAAUCAAAAAAAACCCCCCAUCAUCGCCAGUGCUCCAUUAGAACGUCUCCAGAUGGACCUGGUCGAUCUUCUUUCUUUUGCCGAACAUAAUGAUGGUUAUAGUUACAUUCUCACAAUGGUUGAUGUAUUCUCACAUUAUGUCUGGGUUAUUCCGCUCAAAGACAAAGAGGAAAGUAUGAUUAAUAAGAAAUUAGCAAGACAUUUUUCAAUGUUCGGUCCCCCCACGGAGCUUCAAUCAGACAAUGGAUGCUGA
This is a messenger RNA of Paraglomus brasilianum, 555 nucleotides long. Lineage: Eukaryota; Fungi; Glomeromycota; Glomeromycetes; Paraglomerales; Paraglomeraceae. The record is from the annotation of a GenBank genome assembly.